Molecule: messenger RNA, 738 nt
Organism: Osmia bicornis bicornis
Lineage: Eukaryota; Metazoa; Arthropoda; Insecta; Hymenoptera; Megachilidae
Exons: 5
Coding region: 88-738 (216 amino acids)
Source: RefSeq, a predicted model, not a curated record
GACGUUGGAUUUGGAACUGUCCCUUCCUCUAAACUCGCUUCCACUAUUCCUGGACCAGGGUACACCCGGAAGAAUCCUUAUUAUUACAUGGAUAAAAGGAGACGAGAAGGUUUGUCUAGUACUCCUACUUUUGAGUACGACGGUCUGCGGCCUAGAUUUCGUCAUGUUUCCAAUAGUUGGACUUUACCGAGCAAUUUGUAUAACGUAAAGCAUCCGGAUACUAUAGAAGCUUUCUUGAGAAAGGUCACUGGAAAAAGGGGUCCCUACGAUUUAUUCACAGGCCCGAGGGAUAGAAGCACGAUUAAGAGCUACUUUGCAAUUACAAAAUUGGAAGAUCACGGCGACUGGCCUAGAUCGUUGCCAAGCGAGCUCGACAAACUGUUGCACAAGUCGAACUAUUUUAAAGGACGUUGGAUCACCUGUCCGAGGUUUCCAAAGGUGCCAGGGAUGCGAAUGGUGUUACAAGACCAAGCCUUGUGUUACAAGGACCCGAAGCACCCAGGACCUGGCCACUACGAUCCGAAAUCUCCAAGGAAGCCAAGAAACACGAAGAAUUAUCCUUUCAAUAUCAAUAUUGAACACGUUAGGCCGGUUAUUAUGUCGGAUAUUCAUCCUGGUCCAGGGAGAUACAAAAUCAAAGACAAGAGGCGCAUCAAAGGGAAUGGAUGGACCUUUGUUUUCAAAAGCAAACUGCCUCGAACAAAUUUCAUUAUCAUCCCUUCGCACAAUGCCUUCUAA